Neltuma alba is the source of this 1669-nucleotide messenger RNA. Its product is annotated as transcription factor DIVARICATA-like. Gene Ontology annotation, molecular function: DNA binding. The record is from RefSeq and is a predicted model, not a curated record. The transcript is spliced from 2 exons. Bases 623 to 1462 code for a protein of 279 amino acids. NCBI's taxonomy places the organism in Eukaryota, Viridiplantae, Streptophyta, Magnoliopsida, Fabales, Fabaceae.
AUUCCAAUACCAUCUUGCCAGCCGCUCCCAUCAAACACUCUGUUUUCACUCUGUUUCUCUCUACGUUUAUGCAUUCUCCUUCCUCCUUUUGCUUCCGAACUUGCUUCUCCACGAAGAAACGACAAAAGCAAACAGCUUCCCACUUUUCUCUCUGCUCUUUGUAAAGAAUCUCUCUUUUUCCCCCAUUGGAUCUUUCCACUCCGCAUCGCCUUCAAUCCUCUCCCUUUCUUUGGUUCGUUAUAUUUAUCUUUUUCCUCUCUUUCUGACCCCCUCGACCCAUAUUUGUCUGAGACUUGCUAUCUUAUUAGCAUAAACCUUCUGGGUGCGUUUUUCGUCUUGAAUUAAUGAUCGCCUCUUAACUCUCUCUUGGGUUUAUACCCUAGCAUCAAAAUUUUGGUAUAUCAUGAUUUUUCCGAGAUUCUCUUCGAUUCUAAAAGGUGGAACUUUUACAGAUUCUUUAGUUUGUGCCGUUAAGCAAAGCAGAUUCCUGAUUACACGUGAUAGAUUCUAAGUUCCUUGCCGUUUGAAUCAAAGCUCAAUACUUGUAUUUUUUUUCCUUUGGCGUGCCCUUUCAAGUUCCACUCAAUUAGGUGAAAAUCUUUGGAGCUACUGAAUUGAAGACAUGGAAACUCUGUACCCAUCUUCUUUUAUGCCAAAUUCAGACUGGCACGUUCAAGAUAGCCUGGGCAACACAGAAUGGACGAGAGAGGAGAACAAGAGGUUCGAGAGUGCCCUUGCCAUACACGAUAAGGACACCCCAGAUAGGUGGCUGAAGGUGGCAGCCAUGAUCCCGGGUAAAACUGUGUACGAUGUGAUCAAGCAGUACAGAGAACUGGAAGAAGACAUAGGCGAAAUCGAAGCGGGUCGGGUUCCAAUACCCGGGUAUCUACCGUCUCCUUUCACCUUUGAGUUGGUUGACCACCAGAAUUAUGAUGCAUACAGAAAGAGGCCCGUCGCCUUCAAGGCUUCUGAUCAUGAGAGAAAGAAAGGGGUGCCUUGGACUGAAGAAGAACACAGGCGUUUCCUGAUGGGGCUUCUGAAGUACGGGAAAGGAGAUUGGAGGAAUAUCUCAAGGAAUUUCGUGGUGACAAAGACACCAACCCAAGUGGCUAGUCAUGCCCAGAAAUACUACAUAAGACAGAAGCUUUCUUCUGGAGGGAACAACAAAAGAAGACCAAGCAUACACGACAUAACCAUUGUUAAUCUCACAGAAUCUACCACCCCACAAGACAACAAGCCUGUUCAAUUCAAUGACCAGUCUCCUAUGUUCUCACCACAUCAGAAGCCAAAUAAUGAUGAGGUUUUCAACCCUAAUUGCGACGGUUUCUUGCAUUCAUCUUCAUCUGAUAUUGACUGUGUCCUUCAUGAGGCUUUUGGUUAUGCCAACCUCAAAAGCCAGGGUUUUAGGGCAAAUUCUGGGGACUUCGGUAACCCAGCUGUGUUAGGCAUCCAUGCAUUGUAAUGCCAGUUCUCAUGAUGUUCAAAGACAGCCGUCAGUUUCUACUGCAUAGAUCAUUGCCCUGUAUGAUGCAUCUUAGUUUAUGAACAUCACAAGCAAAUUCCAAUAAUGUGUCAGUGGCUCAACUGUACAUUUUCAAUGGGCUUUCUUGUGAAGGUUUCCUCUUCACCUCCUAUCAAAUAAAAAUUCAGUGAGACCCAUCAUCUAAAA